UAGAUCUCUUAUUAAAUAACAUUGCUGACCAAACUCUUACAAAGCAAACCAAUCUUGAACCACCAAAGUUAAUGGAGAGCUCAAACAGGAGGAGCAACAACCAAUCACAAGAUGACAAGCAAGCUCGUUUCCGAGGCGUUCGAAGGAGACCAUGGGGCAAAUUUGCAGCAGAGAUUCGAGACCCCUCGAGGAACGGUGCCCGUCUUUGGCUUGGGACAUUUGAGACCGCUGAGGAGGCGGCACGGGCUUAUGACCGAGCAGCCUAUAACCUUAGGGGCCAUCUCGCUAUACUCAACUUCCCUAAUGAGUAUUAUUCACGUAUGGAUGACUACUCACUACGCCCUCCUUACGCUUCUUCUUCUUCUUCGUCGUCAUCCGGUUCAACUUCUAUCAAUGCGAGUCGACAAAGCCAAAGAGAAGUUUUCGAGUUUGAGUAUUUGGACGAUAGGGUUCUUGAAGACCUUCUUGAUUCAGAAGAAAGGAAGAGAUAAUCACGGUUAAUUAGUUUUGUUUAGCUAUUUGAUGUGGCACUGUUGUGGCUUUCUACGUGCAUCAUGUGCAUGUAGGUCACUUGAUUAGUACUUUAUUUGGAGUUUUUAUAACGUGCCACGACCAUAAAUUGUAAGAUAAGGCGUACUUUGCGUUUUAAUGAAAUAUGAAGCUUAGA
Messenger RNA from Arabidopsis arenosa, 667 nucleotides. Lineage: Eukaryota; Viridiplantae; Streptophyta; Magnoliopsida; Brassicales; Brassicaceae. The record is from the annotation of a GenBank genome assembly.